AUGGAUGAGAAGCAGUUAAAAGCAAGCUUAAUGAAGUAUUUCGGAGAGACAGCAGCAAAAAUAACCAAAGAAACAACCGAAGAUGAGAUCAAACGCAUUUAUGCUGCACGGUCAGCAACAUAUGACGAGGAACAUUCAGCGGCGCACACUUUAUAUUUCAAGCCACUCGCCGAAUCUUUGCAUAACGCCCUUAAAGAAGUUAAACAGGACAAACCAAAGGAUCAGAUCAAAAUCAUUGACGUUGGAGCUGGGACAGGGCUUAUAGGAGUUGAGCUCAAGAAACUCGGAUACACCAAUCUAUGUGCUUUGGACAUCUCAGCUGAGAUGUUAAAGGAAGCAAAGAAAAAAGAGGUCUAUACUGAGUUCAUCUGUACGUCUUUGAACGGGCAGCCGAUACCUCAGAUUGAAUCUGGGCAAUUUGAUGCUUUGAUUUGUGGUGGGGCGCUCAUUGCAGGGCUUAUCGGCUCCUCUGCUUUCGUCAAAACUUCUUCUUACUGA
Molecule: messenger RNA, 498 nt
Organism: Pocillopora verrucosa
Lineage: Eukaryota; Metazoa; Cnidaria; Anthozoa; Scleractinia; Pocilloporidae
Source: RefSeq, a predicted model, not a curated record